Molecule: messenger RNA, 2158 nt
Organism: Paramormyrops kingsleyae
Lineage: Eukaryota; Metazoa; Chordata; Actinopteri; Osteoglossiformes; Mormyridae
Source: RefSeq, a predicted model, not a curated record
ACAUCCUGCUAGUGUGUGCUGGAAAAAAACACACUUCGGGUGCAUUGCUCCUGUAAAAAAAAUCGAGCUGUAAAAUCGGUUAAGUCGUUGCCUGUCACUUCAUAUCAACGCAACCCUCGUAAAAACGAACGUAUUGCUGCGACGUCGUUACGAGGUACCCUGUGCAGCCCAUGUUCUGUCGAGAGCCACCCGCUCGCUGCGGGCUAUGCCGGGGGAGCUGUUUGUACAGAGCAGGCCCUGCGCCCAGAGCCAGAUACUGAUCCCCCCGACCUGUCCUGUCACAGACAUCAUGGCUGUCCCCCCCUCAUACUCUGACCUGGGCAAAUCUGCCAAGGAUGUCUUCAGCAAGGGCUAUGGAUUUGGGCUCGUGAAGCUGGACCUGAAGACCAAGUCGGAGAGUGGGGUCAUGGAGUUCAUUACCUCUGGAUCCAGUAGCGUAGACACUGGCAAGGCCACUGGAAACCUGGAAACCAAGUACAAAUUGCCUGACUUGGGGCUCAGCUUCAGCCAGAAGUGGAACACGGACAAUACCCUGACCAGCGAGGUUACCCUGGAGGACCAGCUUGCUCAGGGUUUGAAGCUGACUUUUGACACCUCAUUUGUGCCAAACACAGGCAAGAAGAGCGGCAAGCUGAAAGCCGGCUAUAAGCGGGAGUACGUGAACCUGGGCUGCGACGUGGACUUCGACUUCGCUGGGCCCACGGUUCACGCCGCCACGGUGCUGGGCUACGAGGGCUGGCUGGUGGGCUAUCAGAUGGCCUUCGACACAGCCAAGUCCAAGCUGGUCCAGAACAACUUUGCGCUGGGCUACAAGGCCGGCGACUUCCAGCUGCACACCAAUGUGAACGAAGGUACGGAAUUCGGAGGUUCCAUCUACCAGAAGGUGAACGACAAACUGGAGACAGCGGUCAGCCUGGCCUGGACUGCCGGAAGCAACAACACGCGGUUCGGCAUCGCUGGCAAGUACCAGCUGGACCAGGACACCUCUCUGUCGGCCAAAGUUAACAACGCAAGUUUAGUUGGAGUAGGCUACACGCAUAGCCUGCGGCCAGGUGUGAAGCUCACCCUUUCUGCGCUGAUCGAUGGCAAAAACUUUAAUACUGGGGGGCACAAAGUUGGGUUGGGCUUUGAGCUUGAGGUGUAGAGAAGGAGCAAAUUGAGCAACAAAGUGAUGAAGAGCUGAGAACGCCUCCUGAAGAUAGCAAUACCUCCAUCCCCCAGCCCCCCCCAGCCCCCCCAGCCCAAGCCCUACCACCAAACAUGGCAAACAUGCAAACCUUAUAGUAGCCAAUGUUUUGGUCUGGUCAAGUGUCACCAUGACCCAAAUGAUGGAACAGCAGCUGAACGGUGAGCGUUUCAAGGAAAGACGGCCAUAAUUCACUCUUAGCAUUUUGCGUGACAAAUGUGUUGAACUGCCCCCCCCCUUAAAUAAUACAUCCUCAGUGUAAGUUCCUGGGUUUACCCAAAACCAGUUACCUCACUGAAUAAUUUACUGGGCCCUGUGUCAUAAGCCAGUACUGGAAGGUCUAUUGAUAAUAUAUAUUUUUUCUUUUUUUUCCUUGUAUUUUAUCGAUUGAAAUAGGCCCCUCUAAACAGUUAUCUCAAUAGCUUGAAGGAUCCAAUAUCAUUGAUCGUUGAUUUGAUGAGGUUGAAUCGUUUACUGCGAUGUCCCGUUAAUAACAUCAAAUAGAGUUUUUUUUUAAGUUCAGUAAAUUGUGAUUUUGCUUCAGAUAUGCUUUACAGGCAAAAUAAUUGAGCAGAGGUUGCAUAAGGAUCAUCACUGAAGUUGAGUAACACUGAUAGGACACAGUAACGCUAUGCAAAGAGGUGGAGAGAUUGGCUGGGUCGUGGCUUUUAUCCAGACGGCCACCGUGCAGUGGCUGCUGCAUGAGCAUAUCCGUGCCGCUGACUGCAAUCCUCUACAUGGGCCUGAAUGGCUGUGCGAUUCUGUUUUUACCUCUCGUCGCAUUAUUGAUGAUUAUAAUUUUAAUUUCCUAAUUGUGCACCCUUGUCAGGUCAAAAGAUCGCUUGCCCUUUGUUGCUCUACGUAUCGGUACCUAUCAUUUUAAGUAUGAUUGAUAGGAUGGAUGAUCUGCGUGCUGAGACACACUUUCUCUUUUUGUGUUUACUUCAAAAUAAAUAUAAAGACUUCAAAGGC